Messenger RNA from Physella acuta, 455 nucleotides. RefSeq names its product CDGSH iron-sulfur domain-containing protein 2 homolog. Gene Ontology annotation, cellular component: intracellular membrane-bounded organelle; mitochondrial outer membrane. Lineage: Eukaryota; Metazoa; Mollusca; Gastropoda; Physidae. The record is from RefSeq and is a predicted model, not a curated record. Gene Ontology annotation, biological process: regulation of autophagy. Gene Ontology annotation, molecular function: 2 iron, 2 sulfur cluster binding.
CAGCUCAUUGAUUGUGUUGAUAGGCCCACAGCUCCGACACGAUACUGUGAGCUAGGUCAUACUGCCGGUGUAUCUUAUAGAAAUGACAGAAGCCAGACCAAACCUGACCUACGUUGUCGCAGUGGCUGCGGGCGCAGGACUGGUGACCUUAGGCCUCUACUGGUUGAGGAAACAUUGCACAUCGUGUAAGAACCUGCCUAUCAACCCGUCCAUCAGGAAAAAUGAAGCCAAAGUCAGUGACGUGUUUGACAUCGAAGAUUUAUUAAAAACCAUUGAACCUGGAGGGAAAAUUAGCUUGUGCCGGUGCUGGAGGUCAAAAAAGUGGCCAUACUGUGAUGGAGUCCAUAAAGAACACAACAAAUGUUCUGGUGACAAUGUGGGACCAGUGAACAUAGUGAGAAAAAAGGCUGCUGACAGUUGAUUCUUAGUUAGCUUAGAUUAAAAUAACUAGCAAU